Vidua chalybeata is the source of this 657-nucleotide messenger RNA. It is a transcript of the gene NKX2-6, whose product is annotated as NK2 homeobox 6. Lineage: Eukaryota; Metazoa; Chordata; Aves; Passeriformes; Viduidae. Gene Ontology annotation, biological process: regulation of transcription by RNA polymerase II; cell differentiation. Bases 1 to 657 code for a protein of 218 amino acids. Gene Ontology annotation, molecular function: RNA polymerase II cis-regulatory region sequence-specific DNA binding; DNA-binding transcription factor activity, RNA polymerase II-specific. The transcript has 2 exons. Gene Ontology annotation, cellular component: nucleus. The record is from RefSeq and is a predicted model, not a curated record.
AUGCUGCCCACGCCCUUCUCGGUGAGGGACAUCCUCAGCCUGGAGGCGCCCGGGGGGCCCCGCGCCGCCCCCGCGGCCCGAGCCGCCCGCAGCCCCGCCGGGCAGGACGAGCCGCGGCCGCGAAAAUCUCUGCUCGACCCGAGCUUUGAGGCCGAGGAGAAGCCCGGGGAGCCCGGCCAGGCGCCCAGGCAGCGGCAGCGGCGGAAGCCGCGCGUUCUGUUCUCGCAGGCUCAGGUGCUGGAGCUGGAGCGGCGCUUCCAGCGGCAGAAAUACCUGUCCGGGCCCGAGCGGGAGCAGCUGGCGCGGCACCUGCAGCUCAGCCCCACGCAGGUGAAGAUCUGGUUCCAGAACCGGCGCUACAAGAGCAAGAGGCAGCGGCAGGAGCGGUGCCUGGCGCUGGCCGUGCCCGCGCUGCCCCCGCGCAGGGUGGCGGUGCCCGUGCUGGUGCGGGACGGCAAACCCUGCCUGGGGGGCUCCCGGCCCUUCCCGGCGCCCCACGGAAUUCCAGGCCCUUUUCCCUACAGCUCCUGCUACGGCGGCAGCACUCUCGGGGCGGGGUACGCGUACCCCGCGGUGUCCCCAGGUACCACCCCCGGCGGUGCCCAGCGCCAGCCCCCGGCUCCGCCAGCGGGAAUCAGCGCCGGGAGCUGGAGGUGA